CUCUACUUUUUAGCCCUUCUAACCUUAUCAACAGGCCCACCAACAAUGAGCUAUUAUCAAGGUUGCCAGACAAGGGAACAUCCCAUAUUUCCUCCCUUUCACUUCCACAAAUGGAGAGCUGUAGAUGACCGAGUGCGCGGCGGGUCGUCUGUUUCGCACAUUGCCCCUGUCAAGAUUGACGUCUACGGGCAGGUGAAGAAUGCUCCUGAACAUGAGGGGUUUGGAGAUGAAAAUAUAUGGAAGGGACACAAUAAAGGCGACAAAAGCCUCGCAGCGAGAUUCUGGGGAAAUCUUGACAUCAAGACACUGGGAGGAGCUGGGUUUGCAUCGCAGGCAUUUCUGUAUGGUCCUUACCCGCUUCAUCUUCCCCGAAUCAAAUACGAAGGCAUCGUCAUUUCUGCUCUUCCUGACCCUCUUCAAUUGUCCCAAGCCAAUGCCCCCUUGUUCGAGAAACCAAUGGAGUUUACCUUUGUGAUUAAAACUACCCCAACCAGUCAUAUCCCCAAACACCCCAAAGUACCUCCUCCCCCACGUUCCGCGAAGCUCAUUUAUGAGGCACAUUUUAUCCUUACCCAAGAAAAUAAUCAGGGCAAAACUCCAGGGGAACAGAAGUUCUAUUUCCCUUGGGACGAUUUCAAAGCGACCUACAGGGGUAAGGAAGUCAAAGAAGAUGACCCAAAAUGGGUUCCGCUUGAUACCUCUAGCAUUUACGAAGUGAGCUUGAUGUGCAGGAGUGGAUUUGGUGAACAAGAAGGGGAUUUUGGGGUGAUCGUCACUGGCAUUUCUGCUUGGGAGAAAGAAGAGAAGGACCAGGAAGAGGCAAACUGCUGGCAAGGUGUAAGAGAGUGGUUUAGAUAUGUCACUGGAUACGAUGUAGGAGUGAAAUUGGAGGAGUCUGAUGAUGAGAAACAGUAUGCGGGGUGAUAUAUAUAUAUAUACAUGUACAUUAUACGUGUAACCUACCAUUCCAUAGAAUUCAUUUGAACUAGCAGCGCUGCUAAGCCUUCCUUUCCAGCACACUGUCUGUAAAAGUCCAUAGGUACACAUCCUCUUACCCUUUUACCUUCUGCCAUCCACUCAAGUAGAACUCUACACAUACGAGCGUUGAUACCUUCAAUCCCUAGGCCCCAAUUAGGCCAACCGAAACCUUUAGCAAUGAUUGUGGGCAGCGACAGGGGAAAAUAAGAGGCUGUAGUGUAGCAAAGGGUGAAUGGUGGGCUAUAUGCGGGGGAAGGCUGAAGUGUCGGCUCAAGAUACCUGACAAUCUACUAGGAUCAGCAUAUGUCAUGA
Molecule: messenger RNA, 1290 nt
Organism: Cryptococcus deneoformans JEC21
Lineage: Eukaryota; Fungi; Basidiomycota; Tremellomycetes; Tremellales; Cryptococcaceae
Product: expressed protein
Exons: 2
Coding region: 46-924 (292 amino acids)
Biological process (GO): NADH dehydrogenase complex assembly
Source: RefSeq, a predicted model, not a curated record